AUGCUCAGUAACCGUGCUCCUAAACGUAUAACAGUGGCGACCUCGCUUCCGGCCGAUAACUUUGCGUCGUUAUUGGUGGCCAAAUUCACAAAACGUAUCUCACUACCGAUCUCUGCCUGUAUGGAACUUCUGUCAGGCAAUUUAUUCCUCAAAAGAUUCAUGUUCUGCACAUUUUGUAACACCAUUGUGACGACACCGUUAGGUAUCGAAGCGCAUAACAAAUCGAAAUGUGGUGUAGAAGGGCUUGUCUCUCUGUAUUGUCCGCCAGCGCCUGUGAACUCGCAGAUUGAAUGCCCACUGUGUUCAACGAAAUUGUGCUCCAUUUCGGCUAUGAGGGGCCAUAUGGCCAUACAACACGGUGUUUACGUUGAAUACAAGAGUGUGACUCAGACGACAGCAUGCGUUUCGGAAAGCAAUGCAAGUCUACAAGAACUGGCGUCUCGUUACCCAGACACCAGGUCGGCGGUAGCUCGUGAGACUGAUAGCGCCCUUUGGCUACGUUUUGGACUGUUGCAACCGAAGACGCAAUUCGACAUGCAGCUCAAAUUGGCCAUGAAGGGAAUCAGGGUAUCAGGUGCAGAUCGAAAAGAUGGUCAGGCUAGCGGUGGUAGUACUCAAAGCACUCCCCGAAACAUACAGCGCGAUUCCAUACAAGUUCCGGACGACCACGUAAUUCCCGCCAUUGAAGUAGUAAGUUUAUUCAAAAGCCGGCACAAGAACCCAAAAGAAGAUCAGCGAUCAUCAUCACAACCACAGACACCGACCAGCAAUCAAAACCUUACUCAGCACUAUAUCAAGCCAUUUGUGCUGGUCAAUAACAUGCUCCGAUGCAAGUUCUGUGCCCACCAAACAAGUACACCUCAAGCGAUGAGGGAUCAUUUACAGUCCAAUCACGUUCUUGUGUGCCGUGCUUGUGGAAAUGGGUUUGCUCACCGCGAAGCGUUGACACGGCACGGAAAAAUGGGACGUUGUUCGAUGUUCUUCAAAGAUGCGUCAGUAAAGCACAUCUCGGCUGAUUGUGGUGUGUGCAAGAAGCGGAUGUCAUUGGCAAACGCAUACCUUCAUCUGUUCCGUGAACAUCUCAGUUCUGUGGUCUACGGCACAGUUUCUGGACAGGUCUAUCCAGAACAUCAAAAUCUGCAUAUCGAUGCAAGUCUUGGUGAAGCGACAAAUGUUGUAAAAGAUUCCGUCAUCUACUCACCGUCAAUCGAUCAACAGCAUUCGAAAGAGCGAAGUAGCCGUGAUGUGGUUGUGUAUAAGAGACCAACUCACGUGGUCUGUUCGUGUUAUCUGUGCGGUAUGGAGAUGGUUAGCCUUGAACAGUUGCAAAGGCAUCUCAGUAAACACACCGAAAAAUGGACGAGAUGUCCAUUCUGCUAUGAUUACGUACCCAUUCCAAGUCAUGAAGUAAUGAAGGCUCAUUUGAUGGAAAGACACAUGCAAAAGAGGGAUGGUUCAUGGACAUGUCGAUAUUGUCAACGAAUGCUGGUACGUGGCAGUUAUGCGCAUCUGUUGUACAUGUGGCACCCGAAACGCGAAAUUGUGCCCUAUGUCGUUCCAAUGUUCCGAUUGUGGUAUGACAUUCUGUCAUGUCGAGGAUUUCUGGGCGCAUCAGUGUCGUUCAUACUUUAUGCAGCAGAAAUGCAGUUGUGGCUUUGUAUAUCGGUAUUUUCGUCACGAACUGCUUUCCUCUUGCAUUUCGGAAUGCAUAUGGAUGAACCAAAUAUGACGUGUAAAUUAUGCAAAUUUAGGUUUGCAUCUCGGGUAGCUUUACAAAAUCAUCGGCUUUCCCAUGCGAUAUUGAUUAAUAGUUCCAAUGGCCGUCAGCUAGUUAUACUGGAUACAAAACUGGUGGUGCCGGAGCACCUUGAUGACAAGCGGGUGAAACGUGUCAAGGAGGUCGAGCCAUUGUCUGAAGAGAAACGAUUUAAUAUGGACAUUGCGAUGACUAUGCGACAUUUGGUUCGUAGCGUUUGUGAGCAACUCGGCGAAUCAUACGAUACUGCAAAAGAAUCUUCGCCACAAUUGGAUGCUGCUGCGUUAGAUGUGCCAGAUGAUGACAUAAUUGAAAUAGAUAGCCCUAAAGUAGACGAUGAUCUUGUCGAGAGCGUCGACACAACGCAGGCUGCUCUUUCGGCUGAAGUACGAGUAGAGGCUGCUGAUGGUGUAGUUGAUGCCGGAUCGGGAAUGCCUGGUUACGUGGAGGAUGACGAGGAUGAUGCGAUUGAAUGCAUCACUGCUGAGAAGUCGAAGAAUGCAUCGGCUAGCGCCGCCGUUGUGAUUCCUGUCGAAGAUGAAACUGCAGACGAGGACUUGAAAGUGGUUGCGGAAGUUGAAUAUGCUCCUGGAAGCAGCGGAACGGCAGCGCCAUGUGCUCGUGAGAAGAAGUUCAAAUGUUCAAAAUGCAGCUCUUCAUUCAUUACUUCGUAUGCACUGAGGACUCAUGAGAUGUCUGCGCAUAGUACGGAUGCUGGAGGGAUUUGUGACAAGGUAUUCGGUGUACCCGUGCGAGGAUUCUUUUUCAUUUGCCGUAAUUGCUGUGCUGCUUUCGAAAGUCAACAGCUGUUCAAGGUUCAUCGGUUAUCUCACGGCCCCACGGGUUCGGUAUCGUGUGGAGAAUGUUCGGCGAUUCUUAGCAACACACGCGCUCUACGAGCAUACCGUCAAAGCGCAAUGCUACAGACAGCGCGGAUCGAGGGCUGUUUUAUGGAUGACGCUCGUCUGAUGUACCAUUUGCGUGAAGCCCAUGGUGUGUCGCUGUUCUUCUUCUGUAAAGCAUGUCAUUUGGGUGGCACUCAUGAGCGAACUAUAUAUGCACAUGUAGCAGUAAAAUCGCAGCGAUGUCGUCAAUUUGGCGCACAGAAAAACUGGCCGAAAAGUAUAGCAGCACAUGAAUUCAGUUUGGAACGCAGUGGGUUGGAAAGUCGUGACCCCAUCGGAAUGUGUACAUCGUUCGUUCCUAGCACCAACCGAUUCGCUAAUAACCUGCAGGGAUUGCUUCUGCACGCCGCGUCGUUCACAGCAGCGGAAACCUUCAGGAACGGAGGAGUUGUAAAGGAGCUGGCAAUGACGCUCGACAACAGCUUAGAAUUUCCAUUCAAAGGUAUUUACGACCAGACACCUGUAGAGGGAACAUCUACAGCGCCAGGACGUGCGCUAAUACCAAGACCACCGGAAAUCCAAACAAUACCAAGCAGUGCAAUGAACAACAUAAGGACGCCUCGGACACACUCCCGAACAGCCCCAUUACCACCACAUCCCCUACCAGUUGGCGCACGAAUAGCUGCAGUUGCCCCAUUGAUGAGCAAUCAGACUAGUACACUGCCGGUUAAGCGUCGCCCUGGUCCAAGCUCGGAUAUAAUCACCUUGAGUGACGACGAACCUGGUCCAUCAGCUGCAAAACGUGCAGCUCCUUCAUCUCUGCCAGUCGCACCAUCACCAUUGACUCUGAAAAAGCCUACUGAUAGUGCUAAUCGAUGCAAGAAAUGGUUCUGUUUGGAUUGCGCCAGUGGUCAAAUGGAUGAGGUGGAGGCAAUGAAGCAUUAUUUCGGUACACAUGUGAAGGUUGCUGAACAAAAGGCUGCUGAGAAAGGGUUACUGUUCCGUCCACUGCAUUACGAGCUGCAGUGUCCUUUCCCAAAAUGUCGAGAACCGUUGUCUACCUUGACCAAUCUUCGUAUUCAUAUCAACAACAAGCAUCGAAGCGAGACGUCUUAUUCAUCUGCUGUGAAUGGUGUGGAAGGCACCUGCUGUCCGUUAUGUGGCACUCUGAAUCAGUGGAACAUUCAGAUGCCUGGCACUUCGUAUACAAUGAGCCAUAUCGCUGUUCACGGACUUCGUCGGUACCAUAUGUGCCGUGAUUGUUUCGUCUGCUUCAAAGGCGAUUAUGAUUGUGUUCGUAUGAAGACACAUUUCGAAACUACGCAUUGCACACCGAUACCAAGGACAAACAAUCGGGAAUUAUUGUGCAAGCUAUGCAGGGAAGUGAUUUUGAAGUCACAUCUUGCUGAACACGUCAUUGAGAAGCAUUUGGUAACUGGCUUCAAAUCACGAGAUCCGAAAAAUCAAGGGAAGUUAAUCGUGAAGACGGGCGCAGUGACGCGGCGAUUCCUCGGAUUUGAGCGCAUCUAUCACGUUGGUGAUGAUUCCGAUAUGGAUUGA
Molecule: messenger RNA, 4161 nt
Organism: Cooperia oncophora
Lineage: Eukaryota; Metazoa; Nematoda; Chromadorea; Rhabditida; Trichostrongylidae
Source: the annotation of a GenBank genome assembly